Molecule: messenger RNA, 939 nt
Organism: Blastomyces dermatitidis ER-3
Lineage: Eukaryota; Fungi; Ascomycota; Eurotiomycetes; Onygenales; Ajellomycetaceae
Product: 2OG-Fe(II) oxygenase
Exons: 3
Coding region: 1-939 (312 amino acids)
Source: RefSeq, a predicted model, not a curated record
AUGGCCACCACAUUUCCCGCUCUACCUAUCGUUGAUUUAUCUCCUCUGAAAUCCUCCCAUGAGUUGGGAGCAGAGCAACAGAAGGACCUGGCAAGCCAGCUAUACAAUGUCUUCGCCACUACGGGAUUUGCCUACCUAUUAAAUCAUCCCUUGAGUUUCGAUCACCAAGUGCUUUUCGACAUCAGUAGAGACUUCUUUGCUCUCCCAACGGAGGAGAAGAUGAAGUACUUUCCGAUGCAACCGGAUCUUGCCAGCGAUAACCUAAAAGAGGGUUUUGAGAUCGGGCCUCAAAAGUCCAUUCCGCAGACACCGGCAUCAAACAGUAUAUCCAACGCCACUCAUUUGCCGAAAAUCAAUCUCUCAGAACCCAACGUCUGGCCCGCACCAGCUGUAUUUCCCUCUCGUGCAAAACUCGAGCUGCUCCACAACGAACUGCAAGCCCUUGCAUCAACCUUACUCUCCCUCCUCGCCAUCUCGCUUGGUUCUGAUGCCGAUGCCGAUGUCCAUCCCGAUCCCCUGAAGCUCAGCUGCACCCCGCACACGGACAGCGGUAUCCUUACCUUGCUUCAUCAGGAUGCGACAGGGGGUCUGGAGGUUCAAAACGCAGAUGGGAAAUGGGUUGCUGCGCCGUAUGUUCCCAAAUCCAUCGUUGUGAACAUCGUUGAUUUGAUGGCGAAAGUGUCUUGCGGGCGGUUCGUGGCUACCAUGCACCGUGUACGCGCUCCUCCCGCGACCGCGCCUACAUCUAUAAGUGCAUCUUCUGCAAAUGCUGCCGCUGCGAUGCAGCAGUCUGGCAGAUUUAGCGUGCGGUUUUUCUUCGAGCCUGGCGAGAAAUGUCUUAUCAAGUCGGUCGAUGAUGAGCUUGGCGUUGACGCGGUUGUGUAUGGGGAGCAUGUGAGGGCUAAGAUGAAGACGUGGGUUGAGUUUCAAGAUCUUUGA